CACCUAGCACUCGCCCGCACCAUGGCCUCAGUCUCGGAGCUCGCUUGCAUCUACUCUGCCCUCAUUCUGCACGACGAUGAGGUGACGGUCACGGAGGAUAAGAUCAAUGCCCUCAUUAAAGCAGCCGGUGUAAAUGUUGAGCCUUUCUGGCCAGGUUUGUUUGCAAAGGCUUUGGCCAAUGUCAACAUCGGGAGCCUCAUCUGCAAUGUGGGGGCUGGGGGACCUGCCCCAGUAGCUGGUGCUGCACCAGCAGGAGGUCCUGCCCCAGCCACCGCUGCCCCAGCUGAGAAGAAAGUAGAAGCAAAGAAAGAAGAAUCUGAAGAGUCUGAUGAUGACAUGGGCUUUGGUCUUUUUGAGUAAACAAACCUUUA
Cervus elaphus (red deer) is the source of this 371-nucleotide messenger RNA. Its product is annotated as 60S acidic ribosomal protein P1-like. Gene Ontology annotation, cellular component: ribosome; cytosolic large ribosomal subunit. Gene Ontology annotation, molecular function: structural constituent of ribosome; ribonucleoprotein complex binding; protein kinase activator activity. Gene Ontology annotation, biological process: translational elongation; cytoplasmic translation. The transcript has a single exon. Lineage: Eukaryota; Metazoa; Chordata; Mammalia; Artiodactyla; Cervidae. The record is from RefSeq and is a predicted model, not a curated record. Bases 22 to 360 code for a protein of 112 amino acids.